GGCAGGGCUGCGGGGCGACGAGGCGGCCGUGCAGUCGGCACCAUGGCGUACCCCGGGCACCCUGGCGCUGGCGGCGGGUACUACCCUGGAGGGUAUGGAGGGGCUCCCGGAGGGCCGGCAUUUCCCGGACAAACCCAGGAUCCACUGUAUGGUUACUUUGCUGCUGUAGCCGGACAGGAUGGGCAAAUCGAUGCUGAUGAACUGCAGAGAUGUCUGACAGAGUCUGGCAUUGCAGGAGGAUACAAACCUUUUAACCUGGAGACUUGUCGGCUUAUGGUUUCAAUGCUGGAUAGGGAUAUGUCUGGCACAAUGGGCUUCAAUGAAUUUAAAGAACUCUGGUCUGUACUGAAUGGCUGGAGACAGCACUUCCUCAGUUUUGACAGUGAUAGGAGUGGAACAGUGGAGCCUCAAGAAUUGCAGAAGGCCCUGACAACAAUGGGAUUUAGGUUGAGUCCCCAGGCUGUGAAUUCAAUUGCAAAACGAUACAGCACCAAUGGAAAGAUCACCUUUGAUGACUACAUUGCCUGCUGCGUGAAACUGCGGGCUCUUACAGACAGCUUUCGAAGACGGGAUACUGCUCAGCAAGGUUUUGUGAAUUUCCCAUAUGAUGACUUCAUUCAGUGUGUCAUGAGUGUUUAAAUCAAGAAGGAAGCCGCGGAUAUAAUCGACAUUCCAACUGGAGUUCUCCUUCGCCCUUCCUCUUUGCCUGCAGUAACGUGUGUAAACUUGCAUUGCCACUUUCCCUUAGUAGCUGAUUGAAAAAUUUAUUCCUUUAUGUACAACUGAAGUUUUGUUUUUAGUUUUGAUAAUAAAUUCUUUGUAACUUAAAUAAUAUAAGAUCUUUUACACCAUUUAGAACUUCCUUGGGCCAUGAUCGAUCAUGCCUCAUUUUGUUACUAACCCUAUUUUAUGUAAAUGUAAGUAUGCAAAACGGUUAAGGCAUAUUAUUUUUCACUGUAAGAUACUACAAACUUUUAAUCAGACUAUACCUGUUAUCUUUCCUCUCUUGGAGGGGCUUUCACGGGAUAUUAAAAGUUUUAUCUGUAUUAUAUAAAUAAUUUAGACUCAGUUGGAUGAAAAAAAAGGUGGUCAUUUCUGUCAGGCUUCUCCUCAGUGGAAAUUUAGGACAGGCUUUAAGACUUACAGGAAUUUAAUAGCCUUAUGAAUGAACAAGAGAAUGUGAAUGAUUAUUUUCUGCCUCUUUAAAAUCUAUUGAAUAAUUUGAAUGGCAGUUACUGUCAUCAGAGCCCCCCCCCCGUUAUCAUCUAUUUAAAUCUUUGUUAACUAUACUUAAAAAUAUUGUACAUUAUAAACUAACCUAUAUUUAAAAAUUAAUAAAAAGAUGAAGGAAAUAUAUAAAA
Messenger RNA from Otolemur garnettii (small-eared galago), 1361 nucleotides. It is a transcript of the gene SRI, whose product is annotated as sorcin. The record is from RefSeq and is a predicted model, not a curated record. The transcript is spliced from 8 exons. NCBI's taxonomy places the organism in Eukaryota, Metazoa, Chordata, Mammalia, Primates, Galagidae. Gene Ontology annotation, molecular function: calcium ion binding. Bases 43 to 639 code for a protein of 198 amino acids.